This is a messenger RNA of Raphanus sativus (radish), 1127 nucleotides long. RefSeq lists its product as uncharacterized. Lineage: Eukaryota; Viridiplantae; Streptophyta; Magnoliopsida; Brassicales; Brassicaceae. The transcript has 3 exons. The record is from RefSeq and is a predicted model, not a curated record. Bases 436 to 810 code for a protein of 124 amino acids.
UAAAAUUAGAUGUUUGGUCCAUUGGGCCCAUAACAGAAUUGAAAAGAAGCAAAUUGAAGUGUGCGUUUUGCAAGCUCGUCGGCUUCCUUGUUCUGCUGUCGAGGCAGGAAAGAGAAGGAGAUUGAGCCAAAUACAGAAGAGAUUUGAUGGAUGUCGUUGAGGAUUCCAUAAAUUUCUUUAUCCUGCAUCUUGUUGUUGAUAGCUCUAAUGAGCGUUUGUGAGUCGGAGCAGAUUUGGAGAUUGGGGAUCUCAAGAGCUGCUGCCAUGGCGAUAGCUGAUCUAAUAGCGAGGGCUUCAACCAUCAAAGGGGAGGAGACAUAUUGCUGGAUCUCUGAUUCCUGAUUCGUCUUUUCUCCAUUGUGUCCCCAGAGGAUCCACGCAAGGCCAGCUGUUCUGGAAGUCGCAUUCCAAGAGGCGUCCGUUGUGCAUGUAAUCAUGGAGGCGUCGAUGUGUCUUCCUGGUGCUGAUCUCCUACCGAUACGUGUUGAAAGAGCGGCUGUUGGCUUCGUCGGUCGCGUUGUCUUGCCUUCAAAGUGGAGCUUGUUUCGCGCAAGCCAUAGGGACCAUAGCACCCACGGUAGUAUCGUGUUCAGAACUCCAGUUGGUAGGAGGCAGGGGCAAUCAAAGAAGAUGUGCAUUGACGUCUCGGUUUCCUUGCAUCUUGGGCAGCUUAGGUCAGCUGCUAAGCCUCUAGACUGUAGGUUCUGCCCCGUUGGGAGUGCACCCUGUAUAAUGGACCAGAAGAAGAUCUUUAGCUUUGGGGAGAAGACACCAGACCAGACAUCCUUAAUCCAUAAGAAUUCCUGGUGAUCCAGUUGUUAAGAACCUCACUGUUUAGCCUGAAGAAUUUCACUAUCUUUUCUAUUUUUUUGCGUCUUUGGGUUCUAUGGAAAUGUAGAGGCAUUGUCGAACCUGAUAUCUUCACUAAACAAUUAUGCCAUAUAAUUAUAUAAAAAAAAUUCAAAAUUGAAUAAUUCUAUAUCGAGAAAGAAAAAUUACUAAUCUGCUCUUUAGAGGGAAAUCUUUUUUUUUCUUUUCAGUUUUACUUAUAACCACAUGGCUUUCGUUGAUUAGCCUAAGGAUGAUAAGUUUAACAUAAAACAGUAGAAAAUAGUUGCCAUAUGUAA